This is a messenger RNA of Scylla paramamosain (green mud crab), 1142 nucleotides long. RefSeq names its product proliferating cell nuclear antigen-like (gene PCNA). Gene Ontology annotation, molecular function: DNA polymerase processivity factor activity; DNA binding. NCBI's taxonomy places the organism in Eukaryota, Metazoa, Arthropoda, Malacostraca, Decapoda, Portunidae. Gene Ontology annotation, cellular component: PCNA complex. Gene Ontology annotation, biological process: mismatch repair; leading strand elongation; translesion synthesis. The record is from RefSeq and is a predicted model, not a curated record.
UUUAGAAAACGCGCGAAAACAUGUAGACCAAGCGGGACUGACGUCAAGUACGGGCGGAAGCAAACAGUGCUGUGAUAUUAACAUUACUCUCGCCCCUUUCCGUGGUGGUUGACGUAUCCAAACCCUAGCCAAGAUGUUUGAAGCACGCCUCGUCAAGGGAAGUCUGCUCAAGAAUGUGCUGGACGCCAUUAAGGACCUCCUGAAGCAGGCGUCAUGGGACUGUGCGGACUCCGGUAUUCAACUGCAGGCCAUGGACAGUUCUCAUGUGUCCCUCGUGUCUGUGAACCUGAAGGCGGAGGGCUUCGACAAAUACAGAUGUGACAGGAACCUCAUUAUGGGCAUGGAUCUGAGCAGUAUGUCCAAGAUCCUGAAGUGUGCUGCCAAUGAUGACAUCAUCACCAUGAAGGCACAGGACAAUGCAGACACUGUCACCUUUAUGUUUGAGUCGCCCAACCAGGAGAAGGUAUCAGACUAUGAGAUGAAACUGAUGAACCUUGACCAGGAGCACCUUGGCAUUCCGGAAACUCAAUAUGCUUGUGUGGUUAAGAUGCCCUCUGCAGAGUUUGCCCGCAUUUGCAGAGAUCUCAGCAAUUUUGGAGAGAGCAUAUGCAUUGCUUGCACUAAGGAGGGUAUUAAGUUCUAUGCAGCUGGUGAUAUUGGAACUGCUAAUAUUAAGCUGGCACAGACGACAUCUGUUGACAAGGAAGAUGCAGUGAUCAUCGACUUGCAGGAGCCUGUGACCCUAACCUUCAGCUGUCACUACCUCAACAUGUUCAUCAAGGCCACACCACUCUCCCAACAGGUUUCCCUCUCCAUGUCCCCCGAUGUCCCCUUGGUAGUAGAGUACACGAUCCAUGACCUCGGCCACAUCCAGUACUUCCUUGCUCCGAAGAUUGGUGAAAAUGACUCUUGAGCCUUCCAUCCUCUUAACUCAUCGGAUCUGUUCACAUUCAUAGAUUUGUGCAAACGUUCACUCCUACAUUCAUAUGCUUACUUUUUUUUUUUUUUUUUUUUUAUAAUAAUGAUUACUAUUAUAUUUUAUAUAACCAUGCUUUCCACUUAGAUACAGGCAAGCUAAUCCAUUCAAGGUGUAAUAUUUCUACAUCUAUAUGGUGUAUUACAAAUAAAGCUGAUAAUUUUUA